UGGAACGAGAGGGGGGAGGAAGAGAGGGGGAAAAACACCCGCCAGCCCCGCAUCUUCACGCCAGUCUUAGCGCUUCUCCCUCCCAGCUGGGCUGUGCCGCAUUCGCUCUUGGCUACGGAUCGGACCCGCGAAGAGGAGCAGCUGCGUCACCGCAUCGACCACCACCACCACCAUGGCUACCCCCCCGACGCCCCUGCAUGGUGAGAUUCGCCCCCCUCCCACCUCCGGGGGAGACGGGGCAAGGACUGGGUGAGGGGGGCUUCCGAGCGGGGCACCCCACAAGCUCAUCUAGUCCAGCCCCCCGCUUUGCCCAAGAUUAGAUAUUGCGGGGCAGGAGGAAGCCUUCUUGGAAAUCAGAGGCAAUGAGUUUUCUGGGUCGGGGGGUAGUUUAGGUAUUUGCCCGCCACAUUACUAUUUUUUGAGAUAGCCCGAGUUUUAGCCACCCGCUUCCUUCCAGAAGCAGAGAAAAAUUGGAGAAGUGGGGCGCUGAUGGGAGACCCCGCACAAAACCCACUCCUUUGCGCCUGCAAAAAAGGAAGCCCCGCUUGGUUCAAACGAAACUCGCUUCUCCGGGCAAAAAUGAACCGGCAGAUUUCCUUUGAAGGAGCCGGGAAUCCGGAGCUGCUGCUCCUGCUCCGGAAUCGCUCCGGAGUCGCUCCGGAGCAGACGAAAGAACUUCCGAUUUGGGUGUCGAAAACUGCGCUAACCCUGGCUGCACUGAACUGCCCCGCUCCCUCCUUUCCCUGCAAUUCCUUACAUCAGGAGGGAGGAGGAUAUGUGUGUGUGUGUGUGUGUGUGUGUGUGUGUGUGUGUGUGUUGCGGGGUGGAGUGGGGCGGCAGCGCUUGUGCUUCUGCAACUUUGAGGCACCGGGGAGCAGCUGCGAUGGGGAGACGGUCCCGCGGGGGCUGCAGGACCAUCCCCAGGAAACCUUGGCUGGGGCUGUUGGCAGUUUGUUGUGAGCCGGCAGGUGCUCCGUGUGCGAGCGAGCACCUUUUGCCCUGGCAUUUCUCAAUGUGUGGCUGUUGCUUAACUGGAGACUGCAGAGGCAGGUGUGAAGCUGUUGCCUUCCUGCUUGCUUGCUUCCUUCCUUCCUCGCCUCCCCUCCUCUUCUCUCCCCCCCCCCCGCAGAAUUCCCCCGGGAGGAGUCGCUGCAGGGGCUAAAUGUGUGGGCUCUGUGUGUGUGUGUUUGCAGUCACAUAGCAUGUUGCCCAGCUCACUGCAGUCCUGGGAAGCCUGAAGUCAUCAGCUUCUGCAGCUGCUGUUUGACUGACAGCACGGGGAGGACCAGGAUGCUGCCCAGCGGCCUCUGUGCAUCAAGGGGGUUGGAUGCUUGGAUGGAAUGUGCAACUUUGCAGAAGCAGGGAUGCUGCGGUUGUUUUGAUGGCGGGGGUUGGCAGCGGGGUGGGAGAGGGAGAGUUUGUGCAGAGCUCUGAAUGCCCAGUCAGUUGUGCUUGUGUGCUGCGUACACAGUGUACAUGCCCUGUUUACUUUUCCCGGCUUCGACAGUGUUGAGAGUUGCUUGUGGUGCAGAGGAGUGUGUGUGUCUGUGAGUGAGUGAGUGAGUGAGUGAGUGAGAGAUUGAUUCUUUGCAGAAAUUGUUCUAGAUGAUAUCACUCACAUCUAUGAUGCUUCGUAUCAUGUCAGACUGUUUGUCCACCCAGUCCAGUAAACUGACCAGCAGCAGAUCUCAAAGAUCUAAGACAGAGGGUCCCCUGCCCCACUGUCUGACCCUUUUAAACUGGUAAUAUUGGAAUCUGAACUCAGGACCUUCUGAAUGCAAAGCAUUGGCUCCCUGCCUGAACUUUGGCCCCUCCAGCCACACACGCUAAGAAUCCCCUCCUAGGACACAAUGCCAAACCGUGGUUAGAGAACCUUUGCCAUAGUUUCCCGUGAAACCCACACAGAGAAACUGUGUUGCAUGGACCAGAAUCAGAAACCAUGGUUUGUAAUGGGUUUUCAAACUACGAUUUGCAGUAAUGGAUCUGAAUGGAUGAAUUGCAGUUACAGUUGCUGUUCCACCUCCAAGGGCUGGUACACCCAGAAAAGAGAGUGCUGAGCAGACAGAAAAAGGAAAGCAAGCGAGCCACUCUGAACCACGGUUUGCCUGCUGCACGUUUGAAAACACAAGCUGGUUGGGGAUCUAAACGAUGGCUGGUGCAAACCAUGGUUUGGCAUGAAGUCUGAAGAGACACAGCCUUCUUGACAUCUCACUCUCCCUAAUUUACAUCUAUUACAUUAAUGUGCCUGGAUAGCUCAUUUAAAUGGAGUAUCUCCUCUAUAUAAAAGUUGUCUCAGUUAGGAUGCGAUUGUAGACAGGAGCAAAAACAGAUGCUGUAUCCUCUUGGCUUAUUUGUAUAAAUGAUGUUGUCCUGGGUGUGUUAGGGUGAAUGCUUGAGCUGAUUCUAUGAAUGCCAUGUUACCAUUGUGUGUGUGAAGUUUCAGGCUAGGUGCAGAUGGUGUGAUUGUGUGUGUAUGCUGUACCAUCUGCUAGUUUUGUGUGUGUGCAUGAAUGGCAUUUUCUCCUGGGUGUGUAUGUUGUAUUGAGUGGGUGUUUGCAAGAGGGCGAGAUCUGCGAUUCUGUGCAUUUGAGUGCAUGGCCAUGGUAUCUAGUUUGUCCCGUACAUUUGGGGCCUGGUAGUGAUGGAUGUUCCUAGUUCCCAUGAGGAAUCAGGAAAGCACUUGGCAGGUAAACAUACAUAGGAGUUAGGUGCUAAGGAUGAGACAACAAUUGACAAUAGGGGCAUGAAUACAUUCCACCUCCCCAGGAAACACCCCACACCAAACACUCCAUAUGUCUGCCAGCCAUGCUGUCACCUAGUGGUCACACAUAUGGUAUUACAUGUGCUGUGUGUGUACAUGCAUAAGGUUCUUCUACUCAAUUGAGUAGGGGGUAGUAAUAAUAAUAAUAACAACAAAUAUUUUCUGGGUUGCCCCAGCCACCCCGGGCAGCUUCCAACACAUAGAAAAAUAUAAUAAAACCUUAAACCUUCACAACCUCCCUAUACAGGGCUGCCUUCAGGUGUCUUCUAAAUGUUGUAUAGGGUUGGAGCACCCUUAAGGAAACCUACAAGCCCCACUGCUGACUUCCUCCAAUUUCAGCUAAAUCAUACCCCCUCAAUAUAUUUCUAAAAACAGAAGCUGAAAUGGCCGUCGAAAAGGCUAAGGGGGACAGACUCUCUCCCUGCAAUUGAAGCACUGCCUAUUUUUGGAUGAUAUGCCUGGAUUUCUGGUUCUCCAGUUUUAGGACUCCCUUCCCUGAUUCUUUUCAUUACCAAUCCUCUUGGUUUUAAAACAAGAAAAUGUUACCAGUACGUAUCUUGUUUUAUUGGUCUUAAGGCUUGCAACUGGAUCAAUGCAGUAGGCAGAGUCUAUGGGGAAUAGUUACUUCCAUCCUCUGCAAAAAACAACAACCCCCUGUAUAUACAUUCCGCCCCCUGCAAAUGUGAAUAGUUAUUCUGGAAUAUUUUACGGGCUGUGUUUUAAAUAUUAAAUUAUGGUUUGUGCUGAGUAUUAUCUGGCUCCCUAAUCAAAUCUAAGCUCUUUUCAUUUGCUUGAUCCAGUUUGUAGCUGUCAAGGCUGUUGCAGCUGUGGACAUGCGCGGUUCGUAGUGAUGUUGAAUGCUCAGCCAUUGGGGUGACAGGCUGGUGGGGUCAAGAGCACAGUAUCUCUCCUUCUCCUUCUCCAUUUAACAUGGGGGGAUGUGCAUAGAGCUAACUUAGAAUGUGUAGAUUGUUGCUGGAGGGUCUCUGUAGCCCUUGGGGAAGGACCGUAUCUAAGUGGUAGAGGAUCUGCUUCAAAUGCAGGAGGUUCCAGUUUCAGUCCCCAGUAUUUCCAGGUACAAGAGAUUCCCUGAUUGAAAUCCUGGAGAGAUGCUGCCAGUCAGUGUAGACCAGGGGUAGGCAACCUAAGGCCCGUGGGCUGGAUGUGGCCCAAUCGCCUUCUCAAUCCAGCCCAAGGAUGGUCCGGGAAUCAGCGUGUUUUUACAUGAGUAGAAUGUGUCCUUUGAUUUAAAAUGCAUCUCUGGGUUAUUUGUGGGGUCUGCCUGGUGUUUUUACAUAAGUAGAAUGUGUGCUUUUAUUUAAAAUGCAUGUCUGGGUUAUUUAUGGGGCAUAGGAAUUUGUUCAUUCCCCCCCCCCAAUAUAGUCCGGCCCACCACAUGGUCUGGGGGAUGGUGGACCGGCCCACGGCUGAAAAAGGUUGCUGACCCCUGAGCUAGACAGACCAGUGGCCUCACUCUGCAGAAGGCAGCUUCCUAUUCCCCUCCCCCUCCAUGUGAACCAACAACUAGGGUACCUGCAGUUUCAUAAAUGGGAUGUUCGCCAGGUACGAAGCAAGGGAACAAGCCUCUGUUACACAUAAUGCUCAAAAUGUGUGUGACCAUCUCCCGUUUGAAGUGUGGUUGUAAUACACUCGGGAAAUAUGACCCUGUGGCAGGAUAUAUUGGUGAAUAAGGUAUUGCUUGGGAGGGACUUUUGGACCAGCCACCAGUCUGCAGGCAUUCUAGGAAAGGUGUACGUCUGUUUACUAGGGAAGGCGAGCGUACAGGGUGUGCUUUUGUGUGUGUUCGUGCAUGCAUGCAUGCAUCCAGCAGUCUGCAACAGUUCCCCUCCUCCUCAUCGUGAUGGAACUGCCCUCUCUGCCCAGGCCAAGGUGAUGUGCUUUCCUGCACGCAGGCUGGGAAGUUGGAGGGAGUCAGGAAAGGUUAUUGUUUGCUAUAUGCAUCGAUCCCAGCCACAGAAGGUUAUGCGCCUGCUUAGUAACUCAGCUGCUCAGGGCCAUUUGCAGUGGCAAACUUAAGUUUGUGUAGUCCGCAGCAGUCAACAGGGAGAGCCAGACAAUCGCAGCUCCUUGCCAAGCGUGCUUGCAUGAUGCGAAAUUUUGUUGCAUUCAGUGCUGGAUUUAUGUAUAUGCUAAACAAGCUAUAGCCCAAAAAAAAAUUAAAGAAAAAACAACUGGAUGUACAUUUCCAAAAUAUGAGAUAAAAAACAAGUAAAAUAAAACCUACAUACAGCAACAGUGUUUUGUGUAGGCUCCUAGCUUGGUUUGCUCAUUUCUAUAUCAAUUACUUUGAUAAAAUACAUAUUUUGUUAUGUGCAAAUACCUUUAGAUACCUAUUAGGUCCAUAAAUCACCAUAUAGCAUAUAUGCAACACAAGAAACAGCGACAAUUUGUUGUUGACAAAGGACAGCUGGACAUAUAAAGGGCCCCAUUACCUUCAGUAGCUCAGGGCGUCAUCAAACCUAAAUCCAGCCCUGGUUGCAUUCAUUCUUUAGAUAUUUAGGUGUACGCUUAAAGCAAUUUGCUCAGGGCUAAAAUAAAUGUACCGGGCACAGUAGUCCCUAAACGGCUUGUGAUAAGCACCUACCAGAUUCCUGAAUGUGAGCACUGGCUGUUAGUUACUUACCUGCACAUCUGUUUGCAUUUUUCAUGUAUGCCCUGCGAGAAGUGUGGUUGCUGUUUGUCUAUUGGUAAAGUCCUCUCCCCACUCCCCACCCCAAACCAGUGAGUUAAAUAAAUACUGUAUCCCCUUUUGGAACUCUUGCAUUCCCAGGCUACCUAUCCUUUGAAAAUCACUUGUGUAACGUUUGAGAAAGCCUUUCCCCUCUCAGCCUCUAGGAGGAAGCUUCCCUUGGCAAGUUUGGACAGCUGCAAAACCGUACAGCCAUAGAUUUACCCACAUAUUUGUUUGUUUGUUUGAUAGAUGAUAGAUAGAUAGAUAUAGAUAGAUAGAUAUACUUCCCUUCAUCGAAAGAUCUCAGGGCAGCUCACAAGAUAACAAUACAAGAUAAGAGCACAAAGAAAUAGUUAAAACAGAAGCAACGAAACAACUUAGCCAGAUGGGUGGGGAAUAAAUAAUAUAAUCGUCAUCAUCAUCAUCUUUAUUAAUAACCCCACCUUGCUCAAAAACAUUUAAAAGGCUGCAGAAUAUUACUCAGCCAAAGGCCUGGUUGAAGAGGAAUGUUUUCGCCUGGUGCCUUAAAAUAUACGGUAUAUAAUGAAGAUGCCUCAUCAACCUCCCUGGGGAGAGCAUUCCACAAACGGGGAGCCGCUGCAGAAAAGGCCAAUUCUUGUGUUGUUGCCAGCCUCAGAACCUCUCAUAGAGGAGGUACACGAAAAAGGGCCUCAGAUGUACUAGGGAAAACAGGUAGGAAGUAAAUUCCAUGUGAAUUCAGAUACCCACGGGUGCACUAACCUCCUUGGUUUUUAACCCAAGUUACUGAAUGUGGAAACAUUUAGGCUGCAUUCCUGGGCCCACUUACCUGGGAGUUGAACUCAGUGGGGUUUAUUUCUGAUUAUAGGCUUGGAAUGUGUAGGGCUGAACUGCUAGGUUUGUUUCUGCGGUCAGCAAUAGCCACUGAACACAUAAUUUGAAUUUGGGUGGAUGGAGGGCAUUCUUAGCCACCUUGAUUUUGUGGUCAAACAGAGUGGUUUAAAGGAUAUUAAGGAUUUCAGAAAAUUGUGGUAGUUGAUCAUGAGGACAUGUCUUGUGACACCAACAGAGACUUCCUCUGAUAUUUCUGCUGCUAUUUUUCACCAGCAGAGAAACCUAAGAGCUGUCACUUAUGUGUAGUGCUGGAUGUUUGCAUAUUCAUGAGAAGCGGUUGCUAUUUGUGACCGAUGGGGAAUUAUUUGAGGUGAAAAGCUCCAUUGUUUGCUGAAAGGUUCCUGACAAAUAGAGGGACCUUUUGGACAAGUGCGCAAUUUUUUAAAUGUGUGACAGAACUCUUCAAUUUGCCUGCUGAAGAGUUCUGUGUCACCUUGAAGCAUGAGUCCUCCUAUGCCACUAGAGCCCAAUCCCCCCAAAUCUGUUCCUUAGCUGAUCCUCUCCAGAACCUAUCCAGUAACAACUGGCUGUCUUGCUCAUACCAUGAUAAAUGAGACAGUUCCUCCAUCAAAGCUCUUGCCUGCCUAUCCACAAUUUUAAGGAGAUACUACUUUGCAGAAUAUUGGUGACUCAUAAUUAAUGUAUUACUUCUCAUUUGAAGUAUUUUACAGUCCUUAUCUCACUGAGCCUCAUAAGAAGCCUGUAGGCUCCUGCUUUAUUACUUCCACGUCAGAGCUGGAGAAGUCAAGUUAAACCAUAGUGAGUUGUCUAGGACCACCCUCUGAGCCCAUUGACGACUUCGCAUUAGAGUAACAGAUGAAAUGAAAUUCACACAAAUUUGGAAUUCAUUAACACCUCUGUAUUCAGAUUUGAUUUUUUUAAAAAGUUCAGACGAUCCAGUUUUGCUUCUGAAAUUCAAAUGAUUAUGGCAUUUAAAAAACAUGAGCUAAUUUUUGUAGGUGAGUUUUAAGGCAAUAUUAAGUAUUCUUGCUAAAGUCAACAUCUCUGCACCUUAAAAACUAAGUAUCCAACAGUCUCCAUAGCUGGGUGUAGUGAAAAACAAUCCGAUGGGCAGGUUUUAUAAACAAAUUCAGAUUAGAAUCUGCUGGAGACUAAAGUCCUCUCUGACAUUUGUUUCUGCUCUACAACGAACCUUUAAACAGUAUUUGCAAUAGCAACAAUAAUAAGACUCAUCAUCGUCACCCAAAGCUAGUUCCUAUGCACAGGAUAGACUUGUGAUCAGAGCUUAAUUUUUAAAGAGGGGCCAGACUAAAAUAUGGACUACACAUGUAAACUGGUUUCAAGCCUGCUUAGCUGUCAUGAUUACCAACCAAUAACUCUGGAACUAUAAUGUGAAGAUGCGCUGGGGCCCCUAAAAGGGGGUUCUUUGCACACUCACAAAACUGCAAUUCCCAGAAUCCUUGGGGGAAGCUACAUUAGUUACUGCUCAGUUUAGAUUUGUAGUGUACAAAUUGUGUCUGAAAUCAUACCACGACCCCGCCAACUUGGAACUCUUCUACUUAAGCCUAGGUGGCAGGCUGAGUCACUGAUGAGGGAAAGGCACUCUGCACAUGCUUAGGGCCACUGAUCUUAAUUGCGUUUCUAGGGCCGAGCUCUGGCAUUCUGAGAACAGGCUCUGUGACUUAAUUACUGGAGCCGUCUAGCCCAGAAUGAAACUGCUUGUGGUCAACGCACCACUAAUGCUUAUCCUAUCAGAGCAGAUAUUGUUGCCUAUUAAGAGUUCCUGCCUCAGGCAGUUUUCAGAUGCAGAAUUACCUUUCCAAAUGCUCACAGUCCUUAACCUACCACCGGCAUUAUCCUGGACCCCUGCCCAACAAGAAUCUGCCAGCCAAAGAAAUGCUGUUUUACUUCAAGGACUUCUGAGGGGCUGGCCUGGAGCCACAAACACCCCACCUCCACCUUCCAACCUCGAAUCCCAAAUUCUGAACAGGGUCAGCACUUUAAACAGAAUUCCUAGGCAUCUUCAGCACUGCAGAGCACCAGCCUCAUAGGCUGCUUUGAUUUUGGUGGGCAGGCGAGGACAUCCACGGUCUGAUUGUGGCAGGAGGUGUUGUGGGGAGAAGGAGAGAGAGAGAAAGAAAUGCUUCUCCAUUUAAUAAGCAUCUCUGGGAAGCGCCUCUCCCUUUAUCUAUGCGGCUGCCCUGGUUAUUGCUGUCUGCAGGGUGUUUCCCUGGCCGGCUUCCAGAACUUUCUGGGAAACCUGCUGACUCAGCGGUGGGGGAGCUUGACCCACACGCCAGCCUCCUGUCUGGCCCCCUGGAUUCCUGGACAGGCCGCAGGGGCUACAGGAGGGGCAGAGGGAAGCAGGAAGGGUGAGAGAUGGGACUUUUGGGAGCGCAAGAGGGGAUCUGAGGACACGGGUGGUCGUUUUCAUUCGCCAGCCCUCCACUGGCAGGGCAGUUGUGGGUUUAAAAAAACGAGGGGUGCUUGUUUCGUGGUGGGGAGCAGGAGGAGCCCCAGCCAGGAAAGUUUCCUGUCGACAGCUGGCAAGGCGCCAGCUGCGUGGCUCCCCAAGCGAGCAUCCUGUCUCCUCAGCUGCCCCCUCCUAGCCCUGGCAGCGGAUUAAGACACUGCGCCCGGCUAUGCGGUGUCCUGUCUCCAUGGCAACUCCCCAUCCCCUGCAUUGGAGUUUGCAUUAUUCAUCCGCAGUCCCUGCGCUGCAGCAGCAACCGCCCUCAAUCUUGCAUCAAGCACUUUGGAGCCCUCUCCCUACCUAUAUUCUGCAGAUAGGUUUGGGCGGGGGGGGGAGGGGGGAGAGAGAAGGAAUCACUUAUGCAGGUGACCGGGACGGGUAGGGUGGGUUUGUUUAAUAAGAGGUAGGGGCACUUGAAGCAGGCCUUUGCUCCCAACCCAGAAUGAUGGAGCAGAGAUCUGCUCUUAGAGGAGGGGCAUAGGUGGCGAUUUGACUUAGGGGGGCAGUGGGAGGGGGCACUUUUGAGAAUGGGAGAAGGGAGCAAGUGAAAACCGGUGUGCGUGUGUCUUGUUAACUCUCGAUUUUAACGUCACUUCCAGCCGUAGCAGAGAAAGCUGCCUGCUGCCUGAAGUAUAAAUAUAUAUCGGGAGAAGUUGCAGCAGCUGGUAUUUUCUCUUUUUGUGUUGCUCCUAAAAGACAUAGCAGCUCCAUUUGGAAAUCUGGGGCAUAUCAGGUUUUGCACCAAAAGGGAUGGAUAGAGGGAGAGGUUGAUGGUGCAGAGAAUUGGGGAGGGUUUUUUUUCGGGGGGGGGGUGUUUGUGGUCAAAUGACAUUCUGUGUGUGGGGUGAGUGGCCUUUACAAAAAGGUGGAAGAACUGUCAGAGUGGGCAGGUGUGUAUAUUUGUGUAGCUGGGUUAUCUUUGGCUAUGCAGAUGAUUUAAAAAAAAAUGUAUUAAUUUAUCCCACUUUUCCCUCGAAGGAGCUCAAGAUGGCCCAGGUGCUUCUUUUCCCUCCCUGUUCCAUCCUCACAACAACCCUGUGAGGUAGGCUGGGCUGAGAGACAGUGACUCGCUAAAGCUCACCCAGGGAGCUUCAUGGCUGAAUAGGGCUUUGAAUCCCAAUUUCCCAGAUCCUAGUCCAACACUCUAACCAUUGCACCACACCGUCUUCCCAAGGAUUUUCUCAAGUUGAGGGGUGUUUGGCUCAUGUAUGGGUUACAAGAAGCUGGAGAAUAUAGGAGAUCUGAAUUUAUCUGCCUUUCCUGAAAAUAUGGCUGAAAUUAUAUCAAGCGGCCAAGACACCGUUGGUGGUGAGGAGAAUGAACACCGUCUCAAUGUGAUGUGUCUAGACCUCUGUCUCUGUCUAGACCUCUGACCUCUUUCACUGAAGCCUAGAUGGAUGGCUGUGUGUGAUUAGUUACUGGUGAGGGAAAGGCACUCUGUAUACGCCCACAGUCACUCUUGAUGGUGUUCCUUGUUCUAUGGCCCUGGCAUUCUGAAAAUGGCCUCUGUGGCCAAUCGCUGGGGCAGCUUAGAUUUGCCCUCUAUGUGGAAUGUGAUCCACCCCCCCCAUAAGUCAGAAACGUGGCAAUAUUUCAAGUUGCAAGGAGCUGUCAACGAUGUUCCUCACAGGCAGAGAGGUCUCCCCCAUCACCUGCUGGUAAAUCCUUUUAACUGGCAAUACCAGGGAUUGAACCUGUGGCCUUCUGCAUUCAAUGCAGGUGCCCUGCCACCGAGUUAAAAGGAUCCACCAUUGCCUGUAAGCACCCCAGACUCCCUGAUGAGUCAGUGUCACUCUGUCCUGUCUUGACAGUACUGUUUGAAUCAUUAUCAGGGCACGUCUACACUGCAAAAUUAAAACCAAUUUGAAACUGGUUUUACUCUCCAAGUCUCUUCUGAAGGAUCAUGGGAACUGGCAUUUUUGGAAGGUACUGGGAAGUUUGCGUUAAGAGAGACCAGACCCUUCGCCAGAACAAGAGUUCACAGAGUUCCUUAGUCGGGAACUUCAGCCACUAAAGAGGUUUAGAAACUGGUUUGAGUGUAUAGGCUCUGCAUACCCAGAACACCAAAGGGCAGGAACCUAUAAGGGCCUUCAUGAUCCACUGAAAGUGUGAUUAGAUUAGAUGGCAGGUUGCAGUACUGUUCGACUCCCAUCUUUUCCUUCUUCACGGGACCACUUGCACAACAAGCAAAACGCUUUCUGUACCACUCAAGAAAAAGGUACUCUUUUGCAAGAUUUAUUUCCCUCCAAUUGCACACCUUUUGGGGGAAUGCACAAGACCAGAACCACAUUUCCAGAUCAGAGGCAGCAUCCAGAAUUGCAUUGUUAAAAGAUGCUACCCAAUGUGGUCCAAGACCAUUGUUUGGAGAACUAGGGCCUGCCCUUCCAUUAGAUGCCAUGAUAUAGUCUGAAGGAACGUGGGACCACCGUCUUACUGAAGCUAGACAGGUCCAAGUCUGAUCCAUUUCUGGAAGGGUGAUGCCUUGGGUUCAAUGACGGAAGAAACACAAUACAUCAUUAUAAGGAAAUAAACACAAAUAAAUAAAAUUAGGAAGAUUAAGGCAGUUGCCUCAAAUUGUAGGCAAUACUAAAGGAUGUCAAACCGCCAGCUAUUCACAUUUUUUUUUACCAUGGGGUGGGGACACCAUUUGAAUUUUCCAAUCAGGUAUCAAAACAUCUUAGGAUCAGAAGCAAAACACUCCCAACCAGAGUUGCUAUAUAUACAUGCAGAGGCAGGCACUUAAUGGUCAAUUUUUAGAAAAAAUGUGUUCUUCAUUCUACAAUGGCAGAAAUCCCAUCCUGGCCUGGAAGCAAGUGAUAGGUGUCAAUUCAUACCUGUUAUCUUUAAAAGGUUGAAAGCAGCUCCAGUCGCUGUACCUCUCAACCCACUGCCCAUUGGUCCCACUACCUCCCCUCCUUUCCCACUUACUGCAUCAAGGACAACUUACAGCUUUGCUGAAUAACAGGUAGGGUAGAAGAGCUUAGUGAGUGGAGGACCAUGGUCAAAAACCCAGCUGUUAUAGCAUCACUCAUUGCUUUAGAUCUUAUGAAGUUAGAAGAACGAUACCUGGCAAUCCUAUUUGAGCCCACUCAUGCUACGCUCGAAUCCUGUCUUGAGCUACACAAGGCAGUAAAGCAGGUUAGUUGUUAACACCACUAGGAAGCAAUUUGCUCCAACAGCACCAAGGAGAGCUCCCAGUGACAAGGUGCGGAAGGGGCCCUUUGAGCUUCUUUCUCCAGUCCACUCCUUUUGAAGAACAGGGGUGGGACACCUCUGGCCAAAGGAGCAAAUGCACUCCUCCAAGCCUCUUUCUCUGGUCCUUGGGACUCUCCCCAUGCCACACCCUCUCUCCAGGACACACCCCUCACCAGCCCUACUUUGCAGCUUCCUUGGAUGCUUUUGCCUGUCUGGAAUUUGUCCUUAAACUCUGAUCCUGCCUCUUUCUUGCCUGGAUGAAAGAGAAGAGUGUGUGCAUGUGCGUAUAGGAGGUAGUCUGCUAUACCAAGGUAACAUGUACAUUCAUGGCUCCACCCACGUUUGCCUCUGGCCCCUCCUACCACCGUCCCAGAAGGCAAUGAGACCUUUGGCCUGAAAAAUGUUCCCAAGCCCUGAACUAGGGUGAGGUAGUGUGGGAGUCAGUUUGUUCCUCAAGCUCAGGGCAAAUUGCUCUUGAGAAUCCUAGUUCUGGUUCUACGACACCUGAUUUAGAUGUAGCGAUGACCACCAAGCUUGAUGGUUUUCAAAGAGGGUUAGACAAAUUCAUGGAUGGUGAGGCCAUCACUAUCUACUAGACAUUCUGGCUAUGUUUUGCCUUUACUGCUGGAGGCAGCAUGCUGGGAAUCACAAGUGGGGAGGGGGCUACCUUUAAAGCCCUAUACGGCCUAGGACCAUUGUACCUACGGGACCGCCUCUCCUGGUGUGCCCCACAGAGGAACCUACAGUCUGCAAAUAAAAACAUCCUGAAGGUCCCAGGCCUCAGAGAGGUUAGGCUGGCCUCAACUAGAGCCAGGACUUUCUCGGCUGCGGCUCCAAUCUGGUGAAACGCUCUGUCACAAGAGACUAGGGCCCUGUGGGACCUGACAUCUUUCUGCAGGGCCUGCAAGACAGAGCUGUUCCACCAGGCCUUUGGUCAGGGCACAGCCUGACUCCCUCCUUUGGCAAUCUUCACAGAUCUUUAGCUUAAUGGUUGCCAUCAAUUUGAUUUUAAUUAAUUUUUAUAAUGAAAUGUUUUUAGAAUGUUGCACUACUUUAUUGUUGUUAGCCGCCCUGAGCCCGGCUUCGGCUGGGGAGGGCGGGAUAUAAAUAAAAUUUAUUAUUAUUAUUAUUAUUAUUAUUACUACUACUACUACUACUACUACAUUCAUAUCCUGCUUGGGGGCUUCCACAGGCAUCUGGUUGGCCACUGUGAGAACAGGAUGUUGGACUAAAUGGGCCUUUGGCCUGACCCAGCAGGUCUCUUCUUAUGUGGGCUCCUGCCUGGUAGCUUUGGGUUUCAGCACCUUCUUAAGCACCAGCCAGGAACCUGGUGCAGCUCCUUGGGCAGUGAUGCUGUAGCCUCCAACUCAGUGUCCUGGUCACUGCUAGACUCACUUCAUGGCACAUCCUGUGUCAAACGGUUUGAAGGGAACCAGUGACUUCAGAUUCACCAGAUUGUGUUCCCUAAACUGAGAAAUGUAGAAGGCUUAGAGGAUGCUUAGAAGAAGAUAGGCAAUAACUUUUAGCAUCUCUCUUAAAUAAGAACAGGACAGCAACAGGAAAUGCAUGGCAAUACCCAGGCACAACUAAGCCCAGUGCCACCUAGUGACUAAUGAGUAUAAUGACACUAUCCACAUAGUGGAUGCAGGAAUGAACUACACAACAUUUAUUUAAGCCAUUGUUUUUAGUGAACCCUAUUGGGUACGACAUUACCCAAGACAAUGAUUUACCAGACAAUGAAAUGAAAUGCACAAUAGGCCUGGUUGCUCACUGUACUCUCACACUCUGUUUUCUCCCCAGAUAACAGCAGCCACAUGGACCCCUUCACCUAUGGUGAGUAAUGUUGUAAAAUGCAGCACAGUCGCUGGGUGUGAGGGUUGUGUCAUACCCAAAGUAGACCCACUGAAAUUACUGAGCAUGGCUAACUUGGCUCCACUAUUCUCAAUGGGAUCUGCUCUGAGAAGAAUUUACCUGGAGAUCCUUUUGCCCCACACGAGAAGGAAGAGAUAUUGUAGGGAGUUGGCUGCCCCUCGGGAAUCCCUUCCAACUCUAGGUGGGGAUGUUAAGAUGUUGGGGUGCAAGGGUGGCGGUGCCUGGGUUUUACAGGGAGAGGUGGGGCAUGUCUUUGGGUGGCAGAUACGGCAUCUAAGGCAUCUUGGUUUGGGUGCUUGGGUGACCAUGAACAUCGUACAUUCUGACCAGCUCCAUUACCCUUCCAGACUAUGAUACGCUGCGCACAGUGGGACUGGUCUUGGCCAUCGUCAUGUUUGUGCUGGGAAUCUUGAUAGCACUGAGUGAGUCACUUCUUUUUUUAUUGAUGUAUGCUUCCUUUAUGCCUCUCUUGGCUCCUACACUGGCCUCCCUGUCUGGUUCCCUCAGCUCUCAGUUCUGAUAUUUUACUUGGGUCCAAUAUCUGCCCUAUUCUGAAGACAAACUACCCAAAUGCAGAUACCUGUAUCAGCCAACGGAAUCAGCAGCUACUGAAGAAUCUAGCCUUCCUUCCUGUCUACAAGGUUCUAGAAGUAACAUCUCAGGAAACUUUUGAUGCCAGAGGUGCCAGGGGAUUAGGAGCCCACAAUAGCUCUCUGCUCAUCCCCUCCAGUGACUAGUAGAAGCAACAUAUAUGAGAUGCCACAGUGAUGCAGUGGCUAGCAUGUUGAACUUUGACCAACAUCCAUAUCCCUGUUCAGCCACAAAGCUCAUUGGUUGAUUUUGGACCAGUCAUGGGAAGGUAUUUUAUAUCAAGUCAAGACUCCUAUGCAUUCCAGUCCAGGGUUGUUUCCCUUGGUUGGAAGCAGCUCUCCAGAAACUCAUGGAGAUGUCUUUCCCAUCUCCUAUUACUUGAUCUUUUAAAGUAGAUAUGCUGGAGAUUGAAUGUUGGGACCUUCAGUCAUCAAGGCAUGAGCUGUUCCACUGAACCAAUGGUGUUGGUCCUUGUCAUGGCCCUUCCCUCAGCUUAACAUAACUCACAGGGUUGUUGUUGUUGUUGUUGUUGUUGUUGUUGUGUGGUGAAUCCCCAGCAAUACUCUAAGCUUCAUGGAAGAAGGGUGGGGCACACAUGAUAGGUAGAUAAAAGAAUGUAACAUAAGCAAAUUUAGUCAUAUUCUGCAUCGUGCUUAUACAUAGCAACAUAAGAAGAGCUUUGCUGGGUCAGACCAAAGGUCCAACAUCCUGUUCUCACAAUGGCCAACCAUUUGCCUAUGAGAAGCCUGCUUUCGGGACACGAAAACAAAGAAUUCUGCUUAUUAUUUUCAUCCCAGAGCAUAGAUAACCUUAUCCAUUGUGAGAUACAGAAAUGCAAGAUACAGCUGCAUGUGAUGGGCCUGGAGCAGUGACUUCUCAACUUCCAGGGCAAAUAGCAGCUUCAGGGGGGUUUCAUUGGAAGGGAAAGGGUUAACCAAGGGAUCUCCCUAGGUAUAUGUGGAAGGUGCAUGUAUACAUUUGUCACUGAGGCCAUCCAGAGGAGCUCUGUUAGUUACAGACCCCUGACUGGCCUUAGCUAGAUGACAGUCAUUUAGUUUCUCUUCUAGCAGUGAUUGAGGAAGACCGUUUUAGGCUGACAGGCCUUUGCAGCCAUUAAAAACAUUAUUGAUUAGCCAAUCACCUUAAUGAUUAUUUUGUACUGUAUUUAAAUAGCGUUUUAAGUUUUAUUGUCAAGCAAUAACCUUAUAUUUUAUGACACAGCUGUAAUCUUUUCAUAAACAAACAAAAUAUGAAAAGGAAAAUACUUUUUAAUAGCAGCCUGUUAAGGACCUGUCUGACCUUUCAGGACUGUGCUGAAUAUUGAGGUGGCAGUUGAAAGAGUGGAGGAAGGAAGGAAACUGGGAUAAUGAGAGGAGAAGAGUUAAUUGCCUUGCUAAAGCCCCUAUUAGGUUUAUCUAGACAAGGUGAUAGAUGGUGGGAGGGGUUGAUGCAAACUGUAAAGUUAACAAGCUAGUUUGCCUACAUUGUGCACAGAUCUUUCAGGCAUGAAAAAGGGUGCCCUUCCCCUUUCUCAUUAUCAAGACACUCACCCACCUUUCACUAUAGAGCUACAAAAUGCCCAAGUUCAGCUCAUCUGAAUGCUCCAGUCCUAAAUCAGAACCACAUUUCACUACAAAGUACAGCUGAGGCCCGUGGGUCUACCGUGUGUUUUGAGAAGGGGGGGUCCUUUCCUCCACUCUAGACCAUGCUAUACUCAUGCUGAGAGCUCUGAACAGCACUACAUGGCUCCUCUUCCAGCUGGGAAGCAGCCUUGAAUAAUAGGGUGAUGUUACGCUGCAAUGUUUUGUUACAGCCCCCAGUAGCAUUUUUAUUUAUUUAUGAAUGACAAUUCUUCCCACCAGAUAGCAAGACAGGAUCGUUGUUGCAGCCUCCCAGCCCUUCCCUUCCAUUAAUACUUUGCUCUCUCUUUUUCCCUCCUGCUGCAGGUAAAAAGUUCAAGUGCAAAAAAUCUGACCCCAGGUAGGUGCUUCCUGACCACCUUCUCUCGUCUUCAUCCCUGACCUCCCUCCUCCUCAAACGUUGUGCCCUUCAUCCCUAUUCACUUUUCCCUUUUCUGUGUCUUCAUCUCUGCAGCCUGUCGGACCCCAGGGCAUCGGGCAAGACUCCUAGUAAGUGUGACGUGGCCUUGGGAGGGAGGGAGGGAGGGAGGGAGGCACAGGGCAAGUUUGUGUGUGUAGGGCCUGUUUGUGUGUGUAGCCUUGUGCAAACCUAGCAGGGAACACAACCUCUCUCUCUAUUUUCAAUCUACUUAAAAGCAGACCAGGGGUCAGUGGUGGCUGGUGCAUUGGGACUGGUAGGAUAGGCAGUACGGAGGCCAACAGUAGGGGGCGCCAGAGACACCAAUAGGUGAAGCCAGAGCCAAUGACAAGCGAAGCCAACUAAUUCUCAUUUUAUCCUCAUCCUCUUCUCUGUUGUGUUCUACAAAUGCUACACUGAGACCAUAUCUUCCAGCACGGCAUGGCCUGAAUCUGGGACACCAUCUUCUGGGUCUCAAGCGAGUCACGUGACCUGCGUGAGAUUGCAGCCCCCUCCCAAAGCACUGUUUUCAGGCACAGCACCCAAAAACAUGAGUUUUGGGGUGCCUUGAAAUGCAAAUUCUGUGCGCCAUGCCCCAAAAUGGUGCAGCCUGAAAUAGUGCGAGAUCAUGAUGGCCACUUGGGCCACUGUCCUCUCGUAAGAAAAAAAGGGAUGUCCUGUUUUUUUCCAGGGCAGUUGACGGGUAUGUGAGACUAAGGAGGAGGAAGCUGACAGCCAGAGCCCUUCCCUGCCCCCCGGACUGGGUGCUAAGGCAGGCAGAAGGGGGCUGUCUGAGGUGCAGACUGAGGUUGGCAGGGCAGUGCCUCAUAUGUAUGCCCUAACAGACCAGCCUCCACUGCCAGGGGUCCACCUGAACCGCCAUAUUUUACCCAUAAGAGAGGUCACGUUUAUUAGACAUUCAUUCUGAUUUCUUCCCAGAGAGGUUAGACAACGUUGCUUCAAAAGCAGCCAUUACCUCAGUUUCCAGCGCAUCCCUUUCCUUACUGCAAAAAUAAAUUAAUAAAAAUAAAUAUUUUGGGGGGAGGGGGAAUGGGCCGAAUCCACUUCAAUGGUGCAAGCUGGAUUUGCCAGGAUGCGGUCAGACCCCUGUAAGAACAGCUACCGCCUCAAAGUGGCCAGGGUGUUUCGCCAAGGCGAAAACAGCCCCCCCCCCCGCCGCUGAUCUGUGUUUGCGCACAUGCGAAGGUGCCUGCUUCUCUGCCCCCUUCACCUUCGCCUUACGGAGGCAUUGAGGAAAUUGUGAGAGGGAGGGCGGCUUGAAGCUCCCACACCUGAGGUAACCUCCCGCCCACCUUCCGUUACCAUGGAGUUUGCUGACGUCGGAGGGGAUGCUGAGGACUCUAUGGUGACGCCAUGGCAACGGAGAGCACGAUUCCUGCAGCAGCUGGGAAGCCUACAGGGAGACAUUGUUUGCCAGGGCUCCCGAAUGCUAGGAUUCGUCUCUCUCCACCUUGCCACGGCCACUGCCACUCUUCUCUCAAACUCUCCCUCUCUCCUUCUGCUCCUUCUCUCUUCCAGCUCCAGCCGGUGGUGUGUAGGUGCCCUCGCAAAUCUCUGCUGCUCCCGACUGGCUGGGGGAUGAACUGCGCCCAGGAACAUUUCUCCUGAGACCUUGGCACCUUGGCACCGACUGCCCGGGAGGGGGAGGGGCUCUCCGUUCUAUCCUCGACAAGGGAGGGGCAAUUUUAUAACCAGUUAGCUCUUGCGCUUCCAUUGCAUGACGGGGGCGGGCACCUGGGUGGGGUUGGGGGCGCUACACAGGCCAUGAGGUAGCAAAGUCCCUCUGCCUGUCUAUUUCAGCUGGCACCCACCCCGCUGGGGGCUGGUUCCCAUAACCCCCAAAACAGGGUCCCUUUAAACUGCAAUAACGCUGCCUGCUGCCACCCUCUGGGUAACACCCACCCCAUGCCACACCACGCCCCCCCCCCCCAGCGAUGCCCCCUUGCUUCUGGGCAUAUUAACCACCCCAUAGCUGCUGCUGCUUUGCUUUCUGUGCCUCCCGCUACGCUGUAAGGAAAAAAAGAAGAAGUCCAGUGACCAUGAUAGCCACAAGGGGGACGGGGAUUCUACCCAAGAGCCAAUCUGCCCCAGUGCUAGAAACCAGGACGCUUUUUUGGGGUGGGGUGGUGGUGUUGGGCCACCUGUGAAGCCAAGGAUAGGGCCAGCCGAAGGAAUAAAAAGGAGCGAGGGAGGGCUUGCUUUUGUGGCAUACACUCCACUUCCCCCAGGGGGCGCUGCUCACAGCUUCUCCUUGCUGUACCAUCCACAUCUCCGUGUCUCUCAUCCAAGCAUGGAGCAAACUUUGACCAAUCAAUAAACGUGGGUUGUUUUUUUCUAACUA
Messenger RNA from Podarcis lilfordi (Lilford's wall lizard), 18817 nucleotides. The record is from the annotation of a GenBank genome assembly. Lineage: Eukaryota; Metazoa; Chordata; Lepidosauria; Squamata; Lacertidae.